Raphanus sativus (radish) is the source of this 1854-nucleotide messenger RNA. RefSeq lists its product as uncharacterized. The transcript is spliced from 7 exons. NCBI's taxonomy places the organism in Eukaryota, Viridiplantae, Streptophyta, Magnoliopsida, Brassicales, Brassicaceae. The record is from RefSeq and is a predicted model, not a curated record. Bases 1 to 1854 code for a protein of 617 amino acids.
AUGGAAGAAAAGAAAAGUAGGUUGGUUAAAUGGAAAGAUGAUGAUGGUUUUUGGAGCAACCAGAUAAAGACAAGAGGGAAAAUCAACUUGCAGAUCAUAAAAACCCAGUAUUUGGAAGAAAGCAGUACCUGGACUUGGGUUGAUAGGGUGAGGCUGGUCUAUCUUUGCGUUGUUAUGGGUGUGGUAAUGGGGAGAGAUGAGAAGGUGAAUUUCCCACUUCUUUACAUGAAGUUGGCAAUGGAUUUGGACAAGUUUCGGAACUACCCAUGGGGUUUGUAUUCGUUCAAUUUUCUGUUGAAGCAGAUUGAUAAAACAAAGGCUAAAUUGGAGAAUAAGGAGGGGUACCUGAUGGAAGGAUUUUUGGUUGGUUUCCAGAUUUGGAUAAUGGAAGCUAUUCCUGCUUUAGGAGAGAUUUGUGGUACAAAAGUCAGCGACAAUUACACAGGUCCUUUGUGUGGUAAUUGGAAAGGAUGUGCAAAAUGUUCUUAUGAAGAUAUCAUUGGUGUUGAGACUUUAUUUCCAGAGAAUGGAAUUAUGCAUUCACUCAUAGAAUUCCAAGGAGAUGGAAAGGUCUUUUUGGCAACAGAUUUUGUAAGAAAAGAUGAGAAGAAAGAUGAAAGAGUGGAUCGCAUCCUCGAUAUGAUUGAAAGAAAACAUGAUUGGAGAAGAAACAAAAGAAAGUAUGUGGAUCGAGGAGCAGAGUCAAGGAAGAAGAAGGUCUUGUGUGAACUAGUUGCUUCAUCGAAAGUCAACAUUGAUACAGAUAUGAAAAAGUUUUUGGAGGGUCUACUACAAGCUUCUUUUACUACUUUUGAGAAGAAAAUCAGUAACCAGUUCUCGGAUAUAGUUGACAAGUUUCAGAAAGUGGUAACUGACAGAUUGACGAAAAUUGAGACUGAUAUUACACAGCUCAAGAUAGCUUCGGGUAGAACAGAGCAGUUUGAGACAGAUGUAACUGGCAGAUUGGUGAAGAUUGAGAGUGAAGUUACACAGAUGAGGACAUCUUUACUGAUUACUGAAUUGGCGGGGAAGAGUGAUCAACCAAGCGGUCCUAAAAAGAUAAAAAUCGACACUAUAUCUACCAUGAGCAAAAAAGACACAGCUCCAUCCAAGAAAAAGGGUAUGAAUAAAAAAGAGUUAAAGACUGAUGAUUUGAAUGUUAAGUUACCUAGUGGUAAUUUGACUCAAUCAUCAGCUAGUGAUCUUCAUAUGGAUACAAACGAGUUAUUCAAAAAUUGCAUGAAGAAACUUUCACAAGACACAUUUGUUAAAGAUUUGGAUACAUCUAAGCCUACAAUCGAAGAUUCAUUGGAUUGGUUGGAACUUCCACCAUCAUUGAAGGUAUCAUCACCACGAUUAGAUGACCAAAAGAUAGGGGUAGCAGGCAGCAAAGACCCAGAUAAUUGGUUGGUGUUUGUGCAUCCAGAUAAAUUUGAGAAGAUGACAGAAUGGCAAAAUACACGAACAGCUAUACAGAUUGGUCCUUCAAUAUUAGAUGGAGAAUUAGCCGGACGUGUUAUGUCUGUAAGCACAUGGCUUAAAAACUAUGAGAUCGAUGCUUUAAUGUACAUAUUCCGGGAACGAACAACACUGCAACGAUGGAAAGUGACGGUGUGGGGUGCACUUGCAAAGAUUAGAUGUCCACCUCCUCCUUCCUGCUGCCGCGCUCCGCAGACUUCAGAGCCUGCUGAUAUGACUGAAGACAUUCCUGACAUUACUAGACACAGGGAUGUUGAUGAUGCGGUAGAUGAACUAUCCGACGGAGCAGCAGAUGCAGAGCGAAGUUCACGCCUUCAUAGGAGCAGACGAGCACCAGGACAGAGUAGGAGCGCCAGUCCUGACGACCAUAACUGA